AGUCAUACUACUGUCUACAAUCUAAGUUUUAUCGAAAUUCGUAUGAUACUAAUAAACUUUGUAGCAUUUUAAUUUAGUUAUUGGUUUUAUUUUUCAAUAAUUCACAUAGUAUAACUUGAAUCAUGAUUUCUCGCUUUUCUCAAAGGCUUGUACAUAUCGCCAAUACAGUCGAAAAAAAUAUUCUAACCUUAUUUAGACAUCCACCCAAAGAAUUUAGUGUGGCGUGUGUUGAUGAAAAUCCAUUCAUUCAUCCCAAACAAAGAUUUUCUAUAAAAGAUAUUAUUGGUGAUGGCUUACUUCUUGCUGUGCCAAAAUUCAGAAGAACAGUGGAAAAGCGAUGGAAGCGGAAAUUUGGGUCACCUGAAUAUGUAUGGAAAUUGCUAGUUCCGAAGACAAAUAUCAAAGUGUGCCAUGAAUGUGGGCACUAUCAUGAGCGAGGACGACUAUGUGGAAAUUGCUACAAAAAAAUAGAAGCAGAAACUAAAGAAAUUCAGGAUAAAAUUGUGCAAAAACUAGCCAACAAACCAAUUGAAAAUGAUGUCAUUGUGUUGUAUGAGGGUGAAAACUUACCCGAACAGCCAAAAGAAAUGUGGCAAGGAAAAAGGAUCAUUGAAAUGAAGAAAGAACGGCCCCAAUUCUUUUGUAAGAAUCUUUUGCAGAAAACAACUCAGCAACCCUCAAAUUCUACAGAUGUUAAACCAACCGAUUUAGCCUAAUUUUACACAUCAUAUUAUUUAACUCAUUUGUAUAUUAGUUUUAGUAUAAUAAUUGUAAUGUAAGUAAUAAACAAAUUUAAAUAAA
This is a messenger RNA of Leptidea sinapis, 801 nucleotides long. RefSeq names its product 39S ribosomal protein L32, mitochondrial (gene mRpL32). Gene Ontology annotation, cellular component: mitochondrial large ribosomal subunit. The transcript is spliced from 4 exons. Gene Ontology annotation, biological process: translation. The coding region runs from base 123 to 716 and encodes 197 amino acids. Gene Ontology annotation, molecular function: structural constituent of ribosome. The record is from RefSeq and is a predicted model, not a curated record. Lineage: Eukaryota; Metazoa; Arthropoda; Insecta; Lepidoptera; Pieridae.